AUGUCCGAUUCUGGCGAGCAGGACGACGUCACCAAGGGCGCCGAAGUCGACGAGCUCGAGGAGCAGGCCCCGGCUGACCAGCCAGCUGAGGCGGGGGAAGAGGAAGCCGGUAAGGCUCGCGUUCUACCUGUCGUGCUGCGAAUCUGGUUUUUGAUCGAUGAGACGCGUGUAAGACAUCCGGCAGCAUCGCUGACGCCCCCUGCUUUCGUUUUCUACCUUCCAGGAGCGGCCGACAAGUCCGCAGAAGAACUCCAGCAGCCCGUCAAGCGGGGCAGAGGUCGCCCCAAGGGUUCCAAGAACAAGAAGUCCGCCACCUCCGCCGGCGGUCCCAGUACGAGUGAGACUGGGGAGAAGACCGAGAAGAGAAAGCGAGGGCGCCCGCCCAAGCCUAAACCCGAGACUGCUGCUGCUGCAGAGUCAGGGACGGAUGAGCCCCCUGCAAAGAAGCGGGGCCGCGGACGUCCUCCCAAGAACCCCAAGCCAGAGACGAGCGCCGCGGCUGCGGAGAGAGAGGAGGAGGGCGGUGAAGCCCACACCGGCGAGAAGAGGAAGAGAGGCAGGCCUCCAAAGUCGAAGUCGUGA
This is a messenger RNA of Gloeophyllum trabeum ATCC 11539, 582 nucleotides long. RefSeq lists its product as uncharacterized. Gene Ontology annotation, cellular component: chromatin; nucleus. Lineage: Eukaryota; Fungi; Basidiomycota; Agaricomycetes; Gloeophyllales; Gloeophyllaceae. Bases 1 to 582 code for a protein of 193 amino acids. Gene Ontology annotation, biological process: regulation of DNA-templated transcription. The record is from RefSeq and is a predicted model, not a curated record. Gene Ontology annotation, molecular function: DNA binding. The transcript is spliced from 2 exons.